AUGGAGCGUAGCCCUCCCACCUCGGACUGGACUAUCUCCGCUGUGGACUGCAGCUUGAUGCUGCUGAACUUUCUCGGCGGCAAGGUCAUCGAUGAUCUCGGCAGUGUAUCCGGGCGUGCGCUCUGUGUUAGCAAGCGUGAUUUAUUUUCGUGCGCGCUCACUGAGAUCCGAAGCCUGAUAAUAUGUAAGGAUAAUGUGGUAAAUGAGAAAAAUAUAGCAGCAGCGGGGUGUUGGAGUGUGCAGGUGUUACAGGUGUUGAAGGUGAACAGAAUUGGUCUGAUGGAGCAAAGGGACUCGGCGCAGCUCGGUACAAGAAGGAAACAAUGCGACCAGUAUGCAGACAGCACGGAUCGUACUGGAAGUUUGACACAGCACCAGAGAACUCACACAGGAGAGAAACCAUUCAAGUGCACUAUGUGUGAGAAGGCAUUUGCACAGUCAUCAAAUCUUCAGAGCCACCAGAGAACACACACAGGGGAGAAACCCUUCAAGUGCACUGUGUGUGAGAAGGCAUUUACAGAGUCAUCACAUCUAAAAACACACCAGAGAACGCACACAGGGGAGAAACUCUUCAUGUGCACUGUGUGUGGAAGCGCAUUUGCAACGUUAUCAAAUCUUCAUGACCACCAGAGAACGCACACAGGAGAUAAACCCUUCAAGUGCACUGUGUGUGAGAAGGCAUUUGCACAGUCAUCAUAUCUAAAAACGCACCAGAGAACGCACACAGGAGACAAACCCUUCAAGUGCACUGUGUGUGGAAGUGCAUUUGCAUGGUCAUCAGAUCUUCACGACCACCAGAGAACGCACACAGGAGAGAAACCCUUCAGGUGCACUGUGUGUGGGAAGGCGUUUUCACGGUCAUCAAUUCUGCACAAGUACCAGAGAAAACAUACAGGAGAUGGACCCUUCAAGUGCACUGUGUGUGAGAAGGCAUUUGCAUGGUCAUCAGUUCUUGAAAAACACCGGAGAACACACACUGGAGAGAAACCCUUCAGUUGUAGUGUGUGUGGGAAGGCAUUUUCAGAUUCAUCUGUUCUUAAAAAACACCAGAGAACACACACUGGAGAGAAACCCUUCAUAUGUAGUGUGUGUGGGAAGGCAUAUUCAUAUUCAUCUGUUCUUAAAAAACACCAGAGAACACACACGGGAGAGAAACCCUUCAGGUGUAAUGUGUGUGGGAAGGACUUUUCAGAUUCAUUCGCCCUUAAAACACACCAGAGAACACACACGGGAGAGAACCCUUUCAAGUGCACUGUCUGUGAGAAGGCAUUUGCAGAGUCAUCAGUUCUUCAGAUCCACCAGAGAACACACACAGGAGAGAAACCCUUCAAGUGCAGUGUGUGUGAGAAGGCAUUUGCACAGUCAUCAAAUCUUAGAAAACACCAUAGAACACACACAGGAGAGAAACAUUUCAAGUGCACUGUGUGUGAGAAGGCAUUUUCAGAUUCAUCUGCUCUUAAAAGACAUCAGAAAAUACACACAGGAGAGACACCUUUCAAGAGCAGUGUGUGUGGGAAGGAAUUUUCAAGUUCAUCUGAUCUUAAGAUCCACCAGAGAACACACACGGGAGAUAAACAUUUCAAGUGCAGUUUGUGUGAGAAGGCAUUUUCAGAUUCAUCUGCUCUUAAAAGACAUCAGAAAAUACACACAGGAGAGACACCUUUCAAGAGCAGUGUGUGUGGGAAGGAAUUUUCAAGUUCAUCUGAUCUUAAAAAACACCAGAGAAUACACACAGGAGAGAAACCCUUCAGGUGCACUCUGUGCGGGAAGCUCUUUGCAGAUUCAUCACAUCUUAAAAAACACCAGAGAACGCACACAGGAGAGAAACCCUUCAAGUGCACUGUCUGUGAGAAGGCAUUUGCAUGGUCAUCAGAUCUUCAGAUCCACCAGAGAACACACACAGGAGAGAAACCCUUCAAGUGCACUGUCUGUGAGAAGGCAUUUGCAUGGUCAUCAGGUCUUCAGAUUCACCAGAGAACGCACACAGGAGAUAAACCCUUCAAGUGCACUGUCUGUGAGAAGGCAUUUGCAUGGUCAUCAGGUCUUCAGAUUCACCAGAGAACACACACAGGAGAGAAACCCUUCAAGUGCACUGUCUGUGAAAAAGCAUUUGCAUGGUCAUCAGGUUUUCAGAUCCUUCAGAGAACACACACGGGAGAAAAACGUUUUAAGUCCAGUUUGUGUGGGAAGGUAUUUUCAGGUUCAUCUCAUCUUAAACGGCACCAGAGAACACACACAGGAGAGAAACCCUUCAAGUGCACUGUCUGUGAAAAAGCAUUUGCAUGGUCAUCAGGUUUUCAGAUCCACCAGAGAACACACACGGGAGAAAGUUUUAAGUCCAGUUUGUGUGGGAAGGUAUUUUCAGGUUCAUCUCAUCUUAAACGGCACCAGAGAACACACACAGGAGAGAAACCCUACAAGUGCACUGUGUGCGGAAAGGCAUAUUUAGAUGAAUCACAUCUUAAAAUACACCAGGGAACACACACAGGAGAGAAACCCUUCAAGUGCACUCUGUGCGGGAAGCCCUUUGCAGAUUCAUCACAUCUUAAAAAACACCAGAGAACGCACACAGGAGAGAAACCCUUAAAGUGCACUGUCUGUAAGAAGGCAUUUGCAUGGUCAUCACGUCUUCAGAUCCACCAGAGAACACACACAGGAGAGAAACCCUUCAAGUGCACUGUCUGUGAGAAGGCAUUUGCACAGUCAUCAGUUCUUCAUCGACACCAGAGAACACACAGGCAUCAGAAGAUCCCCAAGGAGUGUAGUCUGAAAUCGACUUGUGAAAGUCAAAGUGCUGCAAUGAGCCCAUCCCUCCUGAAAAAAGAACCAGAAGUACAUUCCAGCUUGGACACUAUGAAAUGUAUCAAGGUGAAAUGUGAAGAGGCGAUAGUGAAGAGCGAAGAAGUGAAGGUAAAAUGUGAAGAUGUGAUGGUGAAGAGCGAAGAUGUGAAGGCGCUGGGUUCCCAGGGGGUCCAGACGCUUAAGCCUCUGGGCGCCAGGCGUUGA
Molecule: messenger RNA, 3006 nt
Organism: Callorhinchus milii (elephant shark)
Lineage: Eukaryota; Metazoa; Chordata; Chondrichthyes; Chimaeriformes; Callorhinchidae
Product: zinc finger protein 271-like
Biological process (GO): regulation of transcription by RNA polymerase II
Molecular function (GO): DNA-binding transcription factor activity; RNA polymerase II cis-regulatory region sequence-specific DNA binding
Source: RefSeq, a predicted model, not a curated record